This is a messenger RNA of Komagataella phaffii GS115, 900 nucleotides long. RefSeq names its product cis-Golgi t-SNARE syntaxin required for vesicular transport between the ER and the Golgi complex. Gene Ontology annotation, biological process: vesicle fusion; endoplasmic reticulum to Golgi vesicle-mediated transport; intracellular protein transport. Gene Ontology annotation, cellular component: Golgi membrane; endomembrane system; SNARE complex. The record is from RefSeq and is a predicted model, not a curated record. The transcript has a single exon. Lineage: Eukaryota; Fungi; Ascomycota; Pichiomycetes; Pichiales; Pichiaceae. Gene Ontology annotation, molecular function: SNARE binding; SNAP receptor activity. The coding region runs from base 1 to 900 and encodes 299 amino acids.
AUGACAUCUAUACAGAAUCGCACUUUGGAGUUUCAGCAGUGUGUGAAAACCUUCAACAAACAACUAAAUAUAAAAACAAGCAACGCACCAACAUCUCCUCCUUCAAAAAGUGACUUCUCUAAAAAAGCAAGCGUUAUAGCCAAAGAUAUUGCUCGAGUCACUCAACUGCUGAGAAAGUUGACGAUACUGAUAAAGGAUACGCCACGGUUUAACGAUCGACCUAUCGAAAUCAAUGAGUUGACCUAUGUGAUUAAGCAGGACAUCUUCAAGGUGGAAAAGAGUUUGAAACAACUACAGCAGCAGUUUCGUGGAGGCACCGGACAGGUUGACAGUUUUAACAAGAACGUAGUGAAUCUUCUGAACACAAAAACACAGGGAGUCAGUCAAAGUUUUAAAGAGAUAUUGGAAAUAAGGCAACACAAUGAAAUAUCUCAAAGAUCCCGACAGGAACAAUAUGCCGCCGAUGAUACAAAUGACUUCAACUACUUGACUCUUCGAAGUCAAAAAAAUGCCAGCUCAAUAUCAGAGAAUCCGUUUUCCUCUUCAACAAACGAAACUAUCCCCGCUGAUACUUUGAUGCUGCCUGAAUCGAAUCAGCUGUUACUGUUGGAAGAACAAUCUAAUGUCUAUCUUCAGGACAGGAAUAGAGCGGUUGAAACAAUUGAAUCUACGAUCAGUGAGAUUGGGAAUCUGUUCCAACAACUAUCAAACAUGGUCUCCGAACAAGGUGAGGUGAUCCAGCGAAUAGAUUCUAAUGUGGAAGAUAUUUCAUUCAAUAUUCAUGGUGCACAGCGGGAACUUAUAAAGUAUUUCCACAAUGUAUCCACCAAUCGUUGGCUCAUGUUAAAGAUAUUUGGAAUAUUGGUUAUUUUUUUUGUUCUGUGGGCCUUGGUGAGUUGA